ACAAUCAUCGAGGCGCAGGGGGUAAACCUGCCGGCGGACGCCGACCCCGGCGGCCACCUGCGCUGCGGCGUGACUGUGCUUCCACACUCCUCCACGGCUCCGUCGGCCGAGAGCGUACAGACCAAGACCCUCCCGGCCGGCCCCGGCGCAAAGUGGGAUGAGGCUCUCAACGUGGAGGCGGAGAGUCAGGACAAGCUCGCCUUCGAAUGCUGGCUCGUCACUCCCGCUGGCAAGGACGUGCUGGUAGGCCGGGUGGAGAUGGCCGUGAGCUCCCUGGUUGUGGGUAGCAGCAGCGACAAGUGGCUCGCGCUGAAGGCCCCCGAGACCACCAAGCCCGCUGGUCUGUUGCACACACUCAUCCACCCCCGCCCCAAGCGGUCCACGAGCCGGCGGGCGAGCUCGCCGAGCUCGAAUGACAAGAUCAAACCCGGCGCCAGCGCGCCCAAGGGACCCACCUUCGAGCCCUCCGAUCUCGAGAAAUGGCUCUCCGCGGAGGAAUUGGCAUCGCUCGAUGAGAAGGAGCGAUCGCGACAGAAGGCGAUCCUGGAGGUCAUCGAGACCGAGCGUUCGUACAUGAACGACCUCGACAUCCUGCAGCGGAUAUUCAUCAAACCCAUACACGAAAACAACUAUCUCACUAAAUCGGAGAUGAACUCUGUCUUCUCCAACGUGGAGACUCUUCGCGAGAUCAACCUGGAGCUGAUGAAGGAGCUGGAUGAGCUGCAGAGCAAGAAGGUGGCCAUCAAGAACCUGGGCGAGGUGUUUGCCAAGCGGGAGUCGAUGUUCAAGCUCUACGCCAUCUUCUGCAGCGCAAUUGUUGACGUGAACCAGCGGGUCGAGCAAUUCAAGGACAAGAACCCUCCCUUUGCCGCCUUCCUCGAGGCUGUGAUCAAAUACACUCCCAACGAUCACCCGGACAGAGAGCCGCUCGAGAAGGUGUACGAGAACAUUAUGGAGAUCGUGAACAUGGUGAACGAGCGAACGCGCCAGGUGGAGAACGUGCAGCGACUGAUCAAACUGCAGAAGACCAUUGCCAACCCCGACGAGCCGGGCAACGAUUUUGUGGACAAUCAGCGGUUCGUGGUGAGGGAGGGCCUGCUGGCCCGCAUCAAGGGCGAAGGCAAGAACAAGAAGGAGCGCAAGCUCAACAUCAUCCUCUUCAACGACAUGUUGGUGUUGACCAAGCCGUUGACUUCGCGUCAAGGCCCGUCGUUCCGGGUGAUCGAAAAGAUCCCGACCAAGGACCUCCAGGUCGCUGACAGUCCACCCACCGUCAUCGGCUCCCUCUCUUCCGCCAGCUCCUCCAGCACCCUCGAACGCUCCCCCUCCAACGAAUCCGGGAAGAAGUCGUCCACCAAGGAGUCGACGCACGCAUCGCUGUCGGGCUCGGGCGGGCUCAAGGUGUGGCGCUCGACCAUGCGCGUCACCAAAUCGUCGUCGUCGGCGGUCAGCGAGCCCGACCCGGAGCUACGACUCGACAUCCACUGCCGCGGUGGCGGCAGCGGCGGCAAGCCGCUCACCUUUGUCGCGCUCACGCCCGAGGAAAGGGCCGAGUGGAAAAAGGCCGUCCAGACCGCCAUCAGCCUCUCCACGCGCGAGCAGACCUUCAACUUCAAGACCAGCUCGGCCCGCACCCGCGACGGCGAAUUGGUGUCGACAACGGCUCUUUCGGUCGAAGCCACCAAGUCGACGGAUUUGAAUUCGGCCGGAGCCGCGACCGCGCCCAGCCCGGGCAGUGCCGGGCCAGCGGCCAGUGCGCCGACACCGUCGACAGACGAGAAGAAGGAGAAGAAGGAAAAGAAAGAGAAGAAGAAAGAAAAGAAGGAAAAGAAAGAGAAGAAAAAGAAGAAGAGCGGCUCGUCCAGAAGAGAGAAGACCAAGAAGAUCGCGAAGGAGGAGGACACGAAUGCAAAGAAUGCCGAUGGUGGCGGCGACGGCCCACAGAGCGCCGGCGGCGAUGGCGGCGAUGGCGACGCCCAGGGCAAGAGCCCCGGAGCGCGGCCGCGCAAGUCAAAGAGCGAAGUCAACCUGAAGCGGUCGGACGAGGACGCCAUCGACGCGUCGACGACCAAGCCCAACGAGGCGAAGGAAUCCAAGGAACCCAAGGCGCCGGCGCCGGCGGCAGAGGCGGCAGAGGUGGUGGUGAAGAAGGAAGGCAGGAAGAGCUGGCGCAAGAGCCUGACGAGCAUUCUACGCAAGGACGACAUCGCCGACGCGUUCGCGGCCGAGGAGCAGAAAGAGAAGGAAAAGGAGAGGGAAAAGAAGACGGAGGAGAAGACGAAGAAGAAGACGUUCGGGACGUGGGGCCGCAAGAAGAAGCUCGCCGCUGCCGUGACCGACGCCGCUGCCGAACCCGCCGAGGUGCCGAGCGAGGGCAAGACGAAGAAGAAGGGCUGA
Messenger RNA from Acanthamoeba castellanii str. Neff, 2397 nucleotides. Its product is annotated as RhoGEF domain containing protein. Lineage: Eukaryota; Discosea; Longamoebia; Acanthamoebidae. The transcript has 13 exons. The record is from RefSeq and is a predicted model, not a curated record. The annotation marks the transcript as partial. Gene Ontology annotation, molecular function: guanyl-nucleotide exchange factor activity.